AUGGAUGUAUUCUGGCGGGCACCUCCCGUGGCCAGGACACUCACUGCUGCGACCCUGAUCCAGUCGCUUCUGUAUCAUGGCCGUCUCAUCACGGGUAGAUACAUCACCUUUGUUCCCAGGAAGAUCUUCUUCCAUCUGCCUCCGCAGAUCUGGCGGUUGGCAACCUGCUUCUUUUUGACCGGCCCCGACCUCGAGUUUAUCUUUGACCUCUGGAACCUAUGGCGUUACAGCAGUGCUCUUGAGAGCGAGUCGGGUCGCUUUUCGAAGCCCGGUGACUUCUUCAUCUACAUCCUGUUCGUAGGCACCGUCAUUCAGGCCACUGCAGGUUUGUAUCUGGGUUAUUCUACGUUCCUCCAUGAUACUGAGUUCCGGCAAUCAGCCCUGAUCUUGGGUCUUGUCUGGACCUUUGCCCAGGAUAAACGGGGCACUCGCGUGAGAUUUUUCGUCAUCGAUAUCCCUGUGAUUUACCUGCCAGCCGCGAUGCUGUGUAUCACCAUGGUGCGCGGUGGAUGGCCUGCAAUGCUGCUGGAAGGCACCGGAAUCCUCGGUGCCCAUCUUUACGACUUCAUCACCCGCCUCUACCCGGCCUUCGGAGGCGGCCGAAACUUCAUCUUCACCCCUCGCUUCGUGCAGCGCUUCUUCUACAAGCAUACCCCAAAUGCUGGAUAUCGUGGAUACGGCACGGCUUACCAUGCGCCACAGCCAUCUGAGCCGUCGCCUUCGUCCCAAGGCCAGGCAUCUGGUUCUGACGCCGGGGAGCGCUGGGGCAGUUGGGGCUCUGGACGGAGACUCGGCUGA
Messenger RNA from Penicillium canariense, 798 nucleotides. RefSeq lists its product as uncharacterized. NCBI's taxonomy places the organism in Eukaryota, Fungi, Ascomycota, Eurotiomycetes, Eurotiales, Aspergillaceae. The coding region runs from base 1 to 798 and encodes 265 amino acids. Gene Ontology annotation, biological process: endoplasmic reticulum unfolded protein response. The transcript is spliced from 4 exons. Gene Ontology annotation, cellular component: Hrd1p ubiquitin ligase ERAD-L complex; endoplasmic reticulum membrane. Gene Ontology annotation, molecular function: misfolded protein binding; ubiquitin-specific protease binding. The record is from RefSeq and is a predicted model, not a curated record.